AUGGGUUUUUGUGGAAGCCCUUUUACGUGGACUAGUAAUAAACACGGAACAGGUAAACACAAAUCAAGACUAGAUAGAUCUUUAAUUAAUAAUGAGUGGACCUUAGCGUAUCCUGACUCUAUUCUCAGUCACCUUUCUCAAAAUGGUUCGGAUCACUCUCUUAUUUUACUGGAAUUAUCUAAACAAUACAGAGUUACUGGUAAGAGUUGGGAGUUUUUUGAGCAGUGGUUACAACAUGAUAGUUGUUGUGAUGAAAUUAAGUCUACUUGGUUAUCUAAUUACUCGGGAUCUCAUAUUUUUGUCAUGACAAACAAGGUAUCUAACACCAGACAUAUUCUAUCUGUCUGGAGUAAAAGUACUUUUGGCAACAUAAAUAACAGGAUCUUACAGCUUCAAUCUAAGAUUUCCAACUUACAAGUUACAGAUAUUUGUGGUUCUAAUACUGAAGGAGUCAUCAAAUUAGAGAAAUAUAUCAGGGCACUCAAUGAUAUUCAAGCAAGUUCCAACAGGCAAAAAGCUAGGGAUCACGUCUACAAUGAUAUGGAUAUGAACUCCAAAUAUUUCCACAUUAGAGCAAACAGAAGGAAAUCUCGCAACAGGAUUGAUUCUCUUUUAGCUCCAGAUGGGUCUUAG
Papaver somniferum (opium poppy) is the source of this 633-nucleotide messenger RNA. RefSeq lists its product as uncharacterized. The transcript has a single exon. NCBI's taxonomy places the organism in Eukaryota, Viridiplantae, Streptophyta, Magnoliopsida, Ranunculales, Papaveraceae. The coding region runs from base 1 to 633 and encodes 210 amino acids. The record is from RefSeq and is a predicted model, not a curated record.